This is a messenger RNA of Dermatophagoides pteronyssinus (European house dust mite), 1170 nucleotides long. RefSeq lists its product as uncharacterized. The record is from RefSeq and is a predicted model, not a curated record. Lineage: Eukaryota; Metazoa; Arthropoda; Arachnida; Sarcoptiformes; Pyroglyphidae.
AAUCAAUCGAUCAAAGAAACGUUUUUUUUCUAAAUUCCAAGAAAAAACGAAAAAAGCCAAUAUGAAAUCCAUUUAUAAUUGUUUAAUCAUUAUGAUUAUAAUAAUUUAUCCCGAUUUUAGUCAACAAGUAACAUUGCAAGAAUUUUUAAGUUCACAUGGUAUAAGUGAUGAUAUAAAAAAAAGCGGUUAUGAUCAAUUCAAAACACAAACCUGGUAUCCAACAUUCGAUAUAAUGAAAUAUUAUAAUUAUAUUGAUUGUGGUUAUAAACCCGAUAUAAUGAAUCGAACAACAUCGUUUGCUGUUAUUUUCAAUCGUAUUUUUCAAUUCAAAUUAACAUUAACGGAACGUUUUUUGAAUAGGAGACCAGAAUUUAACUUGCAUGUAAUAAUGUAUGAUAAUAUACGUGAACGAUAUUUGAAAAAAGAGCAAAAACUUUCUAUUUAUGGUGGUUUUACUAUUGGUGUGAAUCAACUUAUACCAGUAAUAAAUAAUAUGGGUAAUUUUCACGAACGUCUUUCAUGUAUUUUUGAAACGUAUUCAUACGAACGAUUAAAAGUUCUAACAACAUCAUUAAUUUGGCGACAAUACAUUGGUUUUAAAUUUUUAGUUAGAAUGCAUUUGUGUGCUAAUCAUUUUUGGUAUGUUUCCGAAUUUUCAUCAACAAUUGAUGGUUGUUCAUUUUCAGAUGAUUAUCAUUAUGAUUAUCAAUCAUUACCAUCACCAAAAAGUUAUCAUCUAAUACCAAUUUCAUUUGAUAAUAUUGCAAUAAAUAUUGUACAUGAAUAUGGCCAAAAUGAUAUAAAAGUAUUAGAUUUUAAUCUAACAACACAAAUAUCAAAAUUAUGUUAUGGAAAACAAUCAACACAUUUAUUAAAACAAAUAACAACAAUGGAUAAUUGUGUUUAUCAUGAACAAUAUCAAACAAUGUCCGAUUCAUUAAUAAGUUUAUUCGAAUCAUUUGAAUAUGGUUUUACAAUAAUUACCGAUCUUAUUUUAGUAUCAAAAGAAAAAAAUUUAGUAUUAAUUAUUGAUAAAAAUAUUCUACAUACAGUGAAUAAAGAAUUUCCAUUUCGAAUUAAAAUGUCCGAAGAUUUUUUUAAUUGUGAUUCAAAAGAAACAGAACAAUGAAACAAAACAAACAAACAAAAAAUUUUUUUUUUCAAACAAAA